UGUUUGUGCUGUGGUGGUGUGUGAGUCCCGCUAACACUCGCAUGUGAUCCCCCUGCAUCACUAAUGAUGUGUACAUUGCCCCUAGCGACACCCGAUGCCCUUUCCCGACACUUGUGUAUCAGCACAGUACGCCAGUCCCCGGCGUUUCGUGUAUCGUUCUUGCCCAGUUCGAGUUACGAGGGGUGCCCGAUGACGACUUAUUGGGUCAACCGUCGUAAAGAGGAGGCACAGCGACUGUUGAACGUCGUUCUCAGCGAACAUCCCAGCCACUACGAGCCUCAUUACAAGUAUCGCCGGGAUGAGAUCUUCAAGAGGAUGAAACCCACGACAUUUGCUCAAUUGAUCCUACAAGUUGCAGCCAUCAGUAACAUGGAGGAGGAGGCAGAGGAGGAUGCUAGGGAAGUUGACAUCCAGUCACAGCGGACCCAGUCCACAGACCUGGAGUUAGCAAACCUUCGUGGAGACGCGGACACGUCACGAGUCAGCCCCGUCCCAUCUCUCGCUCUCACGGAGGGAGACUACGGGCUGAACGACGUGGAAUCACCAAGGUCAACCUUACAGAGUGUAAUCCGUGGUAUGGGUGAGCUGGACAUGAAUGCCAUGGACAAGGCCGUACACAACCCCCCUCCCAAGCCACAGGUGGCCAAGAUAGACCAGCCCUACAAGAACACUCCCUGUCUGGUGCUGGACAUACGGGAUGGGGACUCCUACAACCAGUGUCACAUCAUUGGAGCAUACAACUAUCCGUCCGCUAUGCUGUCCCGAUCCAUGAACUCAUUCAGCAAGGAGCUACUAGAAUAUAAAAACGCAGUAGGUAAAAUCAUCAUAAUUUAUGAUGAAGACGAGAGAUUAGCUCCGCAUGCGGCCACCACACUGGUGGAGAGAGGGGUGGACAAUCUGUUCAUGUUGUCUGGAGGUAUGAAGGUUCUGGCCCAGAAGUUUCUGGAAGGUUUCUUCACGGGAAGCCUGCCUGUGUCCUGCCAGCCCGCCCAGCCUGAAGGCAAGACUCCGCGCACCAAGAACACCCCACGGACUGUCCCUACUGAUAACACACCUGCCGGCAGGAAGAUGAGGUUCACACCUGAUGAUAUUCAGAAGAUCCAGAACCAGUUAGAUGAAAGUCUCAUCCCAAGUGACACCGGAAGUCGGUUGAGUAGAAUGUCCACUAACACAUCUAGAAACUCCAAGGCUGGCAUGACGUCCAGGACUAACAACACGACAGUGGGAGGGAAACCAUGGAAGCCUACCUAAGGACAGAUGGAACACAUGGGGAGGGAGCAUGUCGGCAGAACAUACUACACCUGAGCAAAACCUGUAAAUAAUGUUUUGUGUGUAGCACUUUGGCGGAAUGUCUCAUUUCUAGUUGUAAUCACAUACCUAAGGAUGGCAUCCUGUCUAUAGUUUUCAAAUGUUGCGUUGGAAAAGAUAUCAUGUGCAACAGGCAACAUUUUGAUGCAACGCUGACCAAUUGUACAACGAAAACCGUGAAACAUUUCCAAACUAUAAAUGUCAUCCUUUAGUAUGUGAUUACGACUUCAAAUGAGACAUUCUGCCAAAGUGCUAUGCACAAUACAGGUUUCGUGCAGGCAGAGUAUGUUCUACUUAUGUGCUUGGGGAGGGGUGGUAGGUAACACUGUUUGGGAAGUUGAACUGUUAGUAGAACAUACAUGUAUUUUGACUUCAUGUCAAGAGGCCACCACAAAUUAACAAAUUGAGUUAUCUGUGAGCCAGUACCAAUAGCGAACUUUGUGGUUUUGAAGUAAGCAUCUUAUAAAGGUUAAUUAUAAUGAUGAGCCAUCAGAUAUAAGCACAUAUCAUAAUUCAAAGUUUUGGCCAUGACACUUGUAUAUGACGAGACCAAGAAAAUCUAACACUUUUUCUUACUAACAUCUUCAAGUUUUUGUUGUCACUCAAAUUUAAAAGAAAGAGAUAUUGGGAUAUGUAACACUGUUAGGUACAUCCCUCACAAAAAGGAUAUAACUCUUUAACUACACAUGUAGGACUUAGAGGACAUUGUGCUGUUGCUGCUAUAUAAAUGGCCUAUCUGGAGGCAGAGUCGACAUUCCAGUCUGAUUCAUGUGAAACUGUUUUUGGUCUAAUGCAGUGUGUAUUAUAUAUGUACAGGCUUGCUGUGUAAUGUAUUGAUAUCAAUAACUAAUUCAAUCUAAUUUGGAGGGUGUUAUAGUAGUAGUAGAACAUAUAAGUGCCUGAAUCUGUUGCCUAAAAGUAAAGAAUUUGUAUGAUUAAACAGUAUUUUUUUGUCUCAAAUGCUUCUAAGGCUUUUUAUGCAUACAGGCUUUUGUAACUGUGCCCUUAGACUUGUUUGUCUUACAUUGGUAUGUUGAUGUAUGUUGGUCCAUGUAUGUUCACAAUAUGUUCACUGAAAAGAAGUGGUCAACAUUGUAACAUGUAUGCUAGACAUGGUAUGAGUGUCCAUCAAAUAUAAAAAAAGCUACUGAUAGUUACAACUUUUAAUUAUUCAAUAUCUAUGACAUCAUUGAUAACAUUCCAAUUGAGUUGCAGUGAACAUACUGUUGACAACAUCUUAGUUUAAGAUGAGCCUUUGCAGAAAUGUCACUAACUGCUGACAGCUAACAUAUCAGAAUUGCAAAAAUGUGUAAGUUGUUUCUUGUUUGUAUUACAGAUAAUACAUUUAUGUCUCUUCGUUAGUUAUGCCAAACACUGUGUAGGUAGGAAUCUUAUUAAGUGUGUAAAAUCUUACUUUUGUUGCAUAUUCUAAGGCCUUAGCAGAAAUUAUUACAACGUAAUUAUUUUAGAUACAUGUAGUCAUUUAGAUCAUAACCAAAAUGUAUUUUUUGGUAAAAAUGGACAUGGGCCCAGAACUAUUGAUGACAUCAUUGUGAUGUCUUGCACCCAGAUACUUGUAUCUGACAAAAAUUCAAAAGUUUAUACUCAACUGCAACAUGUACUUUUAGUACACCACAAAAGUCCUCGCAUGGUUAUUGUAUUGCAGUAAGGACCAUUAGCAACGAUAGCAUCUGCUACUUAAGAUUUUCCUAUACAUACAUGUAUACUGUACAUUAAUAACUCUUUUCUAAGUCUAUUCAUAGUUCCCUAACAUUAUUUACUGUGUGCUACAAUACCUGAUGCAGAAUUGGUGCUUUGCACUAGCUUCCAUAGUAGACUCCAGUUUGUGUUUUCUUUGUGCUGAUUGGUUGCUGACAGAGACAGCAACUACCAUAGUAUUUACCAGUAUCCAGAAAAUAAACAGGAUUAAUACUACAUGGAACCUCCUAUGGAGGCUAACUUUGCACUACAAUAAUGGACUUUGUAAAUAGUACAGGAGUAAAUUGUUGUAAGUGCCAAAGCAUGUGUUGGCUAAAGAACAGAAACGUUCUAUCACAGACAUGUGAAGAUAUGUCUGGAACUGUGUGAAGUGGUAAUAAUAAAGAUGACACCAUUUUG
Molecule: messenger RNA, 3426 nt
Organism: Branchiostoma belcheri (Belcher's lancelet)
Lineage: Eukaryota; Metazoa; Chordata; Leptocardii; Amphioxiformes; Branchiostomatidae
Product: centrosomal protein of 41 kDa-like
Exons: 10
Coding region: 64-1251 (395 amino acids)
Biological process (GO): protein polyglutamylation; cilium assembly
Cellular component (GO): ciliary basal body
Source: RefSeq, a predicted model, not a curated record